AUGGCUAGAGGAGUGAAAAAUAGUAAGCCAAGUCGAUGUUCCAAGGAUAGAAAAACUAUCAUGCAUCAAAAUGCAUGGUGUUUCUGCGAAUUCGAGCGUCAGAGAUCAACUAAGGUCAAAGGUGGCUUUCAUGGCGAGGUUUCCUCGAUACAAUUUCACACGACUACUCCGCUACGUUAUGUCUCAGAUCAUCGUGUCAUCAGCGGAAAGCAAAUCAGCUACCUGAGAAGCGCAUUAUUCAACCCCAUCUUUCGACAAAAGCAUCAAAAUGAUUCCCGUUUCCUGAAAUGCUUAAAUGAAGAGGGUCGGACUAUAUUGUCGCUAUGUGAUGGUCACCGGGAUGCUCUAUCCGCUCUAGAUCUUGCAAGUUCCAGAUCUCACCAGUCAGAAUCGAGAGACGUAUGUCAUGAUGCGAAGUGUUCAAAGUGUUUACAAUUUAUCAACUUUGAUGUGAUCCAAGCCCUAGAUCGAAGCCCUAAACUCAUCGUCCAAGUAUCGUAUUGGGUCUUCUAA
Lachancea sp. 'fantastica' is the source of this 513-nucleotide messenger RNA. The record is from the annotation of a GenBank genome assembly. Lineage: Eukaryota; Fungi; Ascomycota; Saccharomycetes; Saccharomycetales; Saccharomycetaceae.